AGACGCCAGCUUCUCGAGGGGGCAGAAACUGAGGAGGAGGAGGAGGAGACAGAGAGAGCCAGAGCGGUUCCUGGAGAUCGUGUGUGUGUGUGUCUGUAUGCGCGCGCGCUUCCUCCCUCCCCCUAAUCUCCCCUCUUCUCUGUGUUGCCAGAUCAACCCCACCAGCCAACGGGGGAAAAAAAAGAGAGAAGUCGCUUCUCCAGCCCACCGCCCGCCUACCAGCUCACAGCCCAUGAGGUACUGUGGCAAUGUGUGCGGUCUGGAGCAAAGGUUUACUGCCAUCCUAAAUUGCCCCCGACGAUUAUGGGCUGUAUUGGCUCCAAAACCACCAUCGUGGCUGUGGACACUACUUUGCACGUGGAGUGGACCGAGGCGAAGUCCCUGCCCGCCCUCUCGCCCCUGGGCCACACCCGGACCUCCCUAGUGCGCAGGCUGGUUCGCCAAAGCUCUGUGGACAGCCAGGAUUCUCUCGAGGUAAAUGUUGAAGACACUGUCGAAAUGUUACCCAAGUCCCGGCGAGCACUCACCAUCCAAGAAAUCGCGGCCCUCGCACGGUCCUCAUUGCACGGUAUUUCACAGGUGGUGAAGGAUCAUGUGACCAAGCCCACAGCCAUGGCUCAAGGCAGGGUGGCCCACCUCAUCGAGUGGAAGGGCUGGUGCAAGCCCAUGGACUCGCCGGUGGCUCUGGAAAGCACAUUCAACUCCUAUUCGGACCUCAGCGAAGGAGAGCAGGAGGCCAGGUUUGCUGCAGGUGUGGCCGAACAAUUUGCCAUUGCCGAAGCCAAGCUGAGGGCCUGGUCUUCGGUGGAUGGCGAUGAUUCCAACGACGAGUCCUACGAUGAAGAUUUUGCCACUUCCACCGACACAACACAACCAGCUGAUGCCGCGAGCCAGCUGCCCCCCAGCACGCUGCUGAAGGGUUUCCUGCACAGCCGCUUGUGCCAGCUGAAUGCCCGCCAAGGCUCCUGCGACCCAGAGAGCGACUCCUCCCAGACCACCAUCUCUCCGGAGACCUUGUGCUCCAGCCUCUGCAGCCUGGAGGACAGCCUCCUCCUCAAGGAGCUGGGCUCGCCCUCAGAACUGGCCGCCAAGCUGCUGGGCCCCAUGUCGGGCGAGGAGGAGCUCCUCCUCUCCAAGUUGCCCCCACAGACAGCCGGGGAAUGUGCCUUCCGGAGCCUAGCGCAGCUCGAGUGCCUGGACUCAAUGUACUCCAUGUCCUUCACCGAGUCCUGCCUCUCGCCCACCGAAGACGAGGGCAUCCCCUGCAAGGACUACAAGGGUCACGAGGACAGCUGCCAGGUCCGGAGGAAAGUGUCCGAUGUGGCCUCUUCAGGCGUGGUCUCCCUGGACGACAACGAAGAGGAGGAGGAGGAGGAAGAGCAAGAGGAAGACACCGGCGAGCAGUGAGACCCGCUCUCGCCGCGGCAUGCUUCACCUGCCAUUUUUCUGUCCUGCUCCGUGGCAUCCGCCCUCGACCGUGCUCCGUGGCCCGCCUGUCGUCCUGGAGCAGGGGCUCCCCCUUCCCUCACCAGGUGGCGGCCUGGCUGUCUGCAGGGCAGGGGGAGGCGGGGUGGUAAGCCGACCAGCGCCCCCUGCCCUGCCCUGCCCUCCUGCCUUCACCUCCACUGUGCCAUCUGAUCCAACCAUUGAAGCCUGAGGGGGGCCUCUCCCACGCGUGGCUCCGUGGAUUUUGCCUGCUGCAUUUUCUCUCUCUUUCUCUCUCUCUCGUGGUCUGUUUCGUUUUCUUUGCAUGAGAAUGUCUUGAGGGUGGGGCGGGGGUGGGGGAAGAAUCAAGCAAAGCGACAGAACAAAAGCAACAGCGGGGCAGCUGGACAAACCCCCACGCCCGCCCGUCUGCCCCCAAAUCUAGGGCCUGUUGGGAGCAUGCUGUGCUCUCCCUGAUCUCAGUGCCCCCACCCAGGGUUGGUGCGGAGGGGGGGGGAGAGAAGUGGCCCAUCUCAUGCUGUCCAAGUGGCAUGGCUAAACUGUGAUGACGACGACCCUUAAGACAAUUUAACUAAUAUAUAUAUCUAUAAAUAUAUAUGUAUAUCUCCGCGCCUGACCCCUUCCCCUUCCAACUUCUCCGGCUCGAGGUUGAAGGGCUGAAACAGAAUGUGGAAUGCAAUGGAUGCUUGAUUUGUUAUGCCUUUUUUAUAUAAAGAAAAAAGAAAAAAAGAAAAAAAAUCCACACUGGCCCAAAUGGACACUUCUCGGCUUUUACUGUCUUGAAUUUUAUACUAUGGACCCGCCGGGGAAAAGAAGGGUUAAGGAGGGAGCAGGGUAUUACGAGGUGGGGGGGGCAGGGCUUGCUAUGCACUCCUCUUCCCCCCUACUCCCUUCCUUGGGAAGAAGCCGGGAGCAUGGCAGGGCGUCGGUGGGAGCAGCCAAUCCUCCCACCCCAGAUCUUUUCUAUAUUUUUGUAUGUGUGUGUGCGUGUGUGUCUGUGUUGCUGUCAUCCUCGCGGGCAUUGCUCUUCCUCCUGUGGACGGGUUUUCUAAGGGGUCCGCCGCUCCCUCCACGCUUCCAUCCUGGACAGCCCGGGGUGGGAAAAUACUGUGAUCCUCAUCCCACCUCUCCUCUGCCCCUUUGCAGUUCACCCCACUGCACAAGACCCCGUGAGGAAGGGAUCCGCCUACCCCAGCCCCCAGCUCUAAGCAGCUCCAAAUGUGAGGGGGACCCUUACCCUCCAGCAGGGCUCUAAGGUGGUGCCAGGGGGUUAGAAUGACUUCAAGUCCACUCAUGCCUUGGCUAACUGUGGAUUAGGGAACCUUUCACGCACCCUUUAAUUCCCCAUUGUUCAUGUGGCCGACUACUGUUGCUCCACCCUUUCUCACUCCUAAGCAAAGUUUCCUUGCGCUUAGAAAAUCCAAACAGGACGGCUGCAUCAGUUGCACAAGGACUCUCCAGAUUUAUUUUAUUAUUUAUUCCAAUUUAUAAUGCUCUUCACCCAAAGAUACAGUAUAAGGACACAAAACACGUAACAAAAAAAUUAUCAAAAUAAUAAAUAACACCCACCCCUCCGCAGACACAUUUAAAAGACAAUGGGUUGUUUAAUUAGCCAAAGGUCUGGUUCUUAAAGGCAUGUAAUGAAGGCGCCAGUCAAGCCUCCCUGGGGAGAGCAUUCCACAAAUGGGAAGCCACUGCAGAAAAGGCCCUGUUCUUGUGUUGCCACCCUCUGGACCUCUUGUGGAGGAGGCACAUGAAGAAGAGCCUCGGAUGAUGAUCUGGAUCAGUUCAUGUGGGGAGAGGUGGUCCUUGAGGUAUUGCAGUCCUGAGCCCUUUAAGGCUUUAUAGGUCAAGACCAGCACUUUGAAUCGGGCCUGGAAAGUAAUUAGCGGUAAGCACAGUUUGGGCCAGGGUAGGUGUAAUAUGCUUGAACUGUUUCCCCCCGCUGAGCACCCUGGCUGCUGAUUUCUGCACCAUAGAAUUAGGGAUGAGAAAGUGUGGGGCAGCAGUAGUUGUGCGGAGAACGCCACAUGGACAAGGGGAAGUUAAAGGAGGCACAAGGGAUUCAACAACCACCAGGGUAUGGACAGGCCUAAAUCUGUAUGGUGGGUUAAUUAGGCAUACAGGCCAGGUUUAUCUAGUCUCCAAACUUCUGCCAGUUUUAUGCCAGCUCAACUGUUACGGCUGCUUCAGAAGGAUCCCCAGGGACUGCGGUUUGGUCAGAGCCCUGAGGGUUCUGUUAAAGAUCCUUAGCACCUCCUCGCACAACUACUGUAGCAAAGUUCCCUGGGGAGGAGUGCUACGAAAAAGCAGUGUUAAGUCUGCAGUGCGUACCUAUAUGCCCAGAAAAAGGGGGCACACAGAUGCAAGCCUGCGUAUCCCCUUGACAUGCAUCGCUCCAUAAAUCCUGCCACCUGCAUGCACACAGGUGUACUGUAGCACAAGUCUGCUCCCUGCCCCCCCCCACAUGCACAUGCAGAAGAGACACACACACACCUCUUUUAAAGCAGUUAAAAAGCAUAACCCCUUUCCCACCCACCAGUAAUUCUGGGAAUUGUAAUUCUUAGGGUUGCCAUUGUUUAAGACUGCCCCUUCUCCUAGGUCUGUGAUAUCAGCCUGAUCCACAGAAAUGUUGCAGGUGAAGCUUCACUGUCCGCCACUGUUUCUCUAUGCUAAAUUGCUUAUCCCCUGAUAAAUUUCAGUGGGUCAGGCAGUUGGUAAAGGCCCCAGGAUCAGUAAUAAAAGUUGGUAACCCUAAUUCUGAUAGGUGGUUGGUUCGCUUU
Podarcis raffonei (Aeolian wall lizard) is the source of this 4229-nucleotide messenger RNA. RefSeq names its product family with sequence similarity 131 member A (gene FAM131A). The transcript is spliced from 6 exons. Lineage: Eukaryota; Metazoa; Chordata; Lepidosauria; Squamata; Lacertidae. Bases 304 to 1407 code for a protein of 367 amino acids. The record is from RefSeq and is a predicted model, not a curated record.